Molecule: messenger RNA, 1154 nt
Organism: Gryllus bimaculatus (two-spotted cricket)
Lineage: Eukaryota; Metazoa; Arthropoda; Insecta; Orthoptera; Gryllidae
Source: the annotation of a GenBank genome assembly
UAAAAAUUCUAGAAAACUGAAUUCGUUACGGAACGGAAUCAUUGCUUAAUUAGAUCUCAGAUUCAAAUGAAGAUAAAACUAUUGAGAUAAAAGUGUCAUUCAUUUCACAUAUUACAGUGACUAAAACUUAUUCUAUUUGUUCAUCGUUAAAUCACGUAAAAUCUCACAUAAAAUUAUUCUCUUCUACACUCCAUUGUAUUUAAUAAAAUAUUCCAAAAAAUUUUAUGGCCUUUGUGUGAACCUUUAUUGAUCACCUCGUAGCCACUACGGACAAUCGAAACCUAUUUGUCAAAUGACACAAAAACGAACAUCUGCCGAUGGAGGUAAAGAAAAACAGCAGUUAUCGGAUUACUGCAUUUCAAGGUGGAGUGAACCGCGCUCGGAGAUAAAGCGAUACGCCGAAAAGAUACAGUUGAUAAGGCUCCUGCUCACCGGCGCGCUAGAAGGCUGCGGGCGCGCAGAGCUCACCGCCGGCGAGGAGUCGAGACGAGACGAGACGAGACGAGAGGAGCGCCGACAUGUCGGGGUCCGUGACGGUGUCUGUGCGGCAGGGUGCGCUGCGCGGGCGACGCGACAAGACGCCCUCCGGCCAGCCCUUCCUUAGCUUCCAGGGCAUCCCCUACGCGCAGCCGCCCGUCGGACAUCGCCGCUUCAAGCCACCAGUGCCUCUUGAAUCAUGGACGGGGAUUCGCGAUGCCACCAAGCCAGGCAAUCAAAGUCUUCAAUACGAUCCCACCAGCAAGAAGAUUGUAGGAGACGAAGACUGUUUGUUCCUGAAUGUGUUCACCCCACGUCUUCCCACUGGUCGCAAAGAAGAGAGGCUACGGGCAGUGCUCGUUUGGAUUCAUGGGGGAGCUUUCCUGCUGGGUUCAGGUGACUUAUAUGGGCCCGAGCCUCUUAUGGAGCAUGAUGUGGUGCUUGUGACGAUUAACUACCGUCUAGGACCCCUAGGCUUUUUGGGCUUGGGAACAGCGGAGGCACCAGGCAAUGCUGGACUGAAAGAUCAAACAAUGGCACUGCGUUGGGUGAAGAAUAACAUUCAUGUAUUCGGGGGAGACCCAGACAACAUCACAAUCUUCGGAGAGAGUGCAGGGGGCACUUCAGUGCACUAUCAAGUUCUUAGUCCUCUUUCUAAAGGCAAGUAUAAAAAUUGA